AAGUGGUGCCUGGUCAGUUCACCCGAUAAUGUUGAGAAUAUGCAGUAUUUUUUGCGCAUGGAGUGUACUGUUUUUGACAGAAGUCUGCGGGCAGUCACAACGGAGAACAACGUUUACAUGCGGAGGGAAUAUAACGGGGGAUUCUGGGGUCAUUGGGAGCCCGGGGUAUCCAGGGGUGUACCCCCCAAAUACCAAAUGUGUUUGGAGAAUCACGGUCCCUGAGGGUAAAGUGGUGGUCCUGUCCUUCCGCUUCAUUGACCUGGAGAGUGACAACCUGUGUCGCUAUGACUACGUGGAUGUUUACAGUGGCCAUGUGAGUGGCCAGAGGCUGGGCCGCUUCUGUGGGACUUUCAGGCCAGGCGCCCUGGUCUCCACAGGCAACAAGAUGCUCAUUCAGAUGGUGUCUGAUGCCAACACAGCUGGGAGUGGCUUCCUGGCGGUGUACUCUGCUGCCCAGCCGCAUGAGAGAGGGGAUCAGUACUGUGGCGGUCGUCUGGUUAAACCCUCCGGGUCCUUCAAGACCCCUAACUGGCCCGAGAAAGACUACCCCGCAGGGGUCACCUGCUCAUGGCACAUAGUGGCUCCUAAGAACCAGAUUAUUGAGGUGAAGUUUGAGAAGUUCGAUGUGGAAAGAGACAACUACUGUCGAUAUGACUAUGUGGCCAUUUUCAACGGGGCAGAGAUUAACGAUGCCAAGAGGAUCGGGAAGUACUGUGGCGACAGCCCUCCAGCUCCAGUAUUCUCUGAAGGUAACCAGCUCCUGAUCCAGUUCUUCUCAGACCUCAGUUUAACAGCAGACGGGUUCAUCAGCCACUACAAGUUUAGACCCAAGAAGUUUCCCAUCACCACAGUACCACCGACCACCACCACCCCAGCAGCUACCACCAGACCCAUACCCCUGAAGUACUCUGUAGCUCUGUGCCAGCAGAAAUGCAAAAGAAGUGGAACCGUUGAGAGCAACUACUGUACCAGUGACUUUGUGAUAACAGGAACUGUCAUCACGGCGGCGGUGCGAGGAGGCAGCGUGUACGCCACCAUCUCCAUCAUCAACGUCUACAAAGAAGGCAACCUGGCCAUCCAGCAGGCCGGCAAGACCAUGAGCACCAAGAUCAUCGUGCUCUGCAAGAAGUGUCCAUCCAUCAGACGAGGUCUCAACUACAUCUUCAUGGGCUCAGCGGACGAGGAUGGGAAGGGGAAGAUUGCUCCGCAUCACUUCGUCAUGGCCUUCAAGGCCAAGAACCAGAGGGGACUCAACGUACUGAAGAACAAACGCUGCUGAGAUCAGCUACAUGCUGCCUGAGUCUCCACCCAACCACCAUGCCCCACCCACAAAAGGGUGUGACUGUUCUUGUUAGUGUCCUGGCUCCGCCCAUCAUUACCUAUCAUCCGUCACCACAGGACUAGUCUACAGAGCUCAGGCUGUUACUGCCUGGAGGUG
Molecule: messenger RNA, 1438 nt
Organism: Salvelinus namaycush (lake trout)
Lineage: Eukaryota; Metazoa; Chordata; Actinopteri; Salmoniformes; Salmonidae
Gene: pcolce2b
Product: procollagen C-endopeptidase enhancer 2b
Exons: 9
Coding region: 29-1279 (416 amino acids)
Molecular function (GO): protein binding
Source: RefSeq, a predicted model, not a curated record